AGGUUGCACCCUUGGAUCAAUAAUUACAAUGAUCUAGUUCUCUUUUUGAUGAAGUGUAACAUGGAUGUUAAAUAUAUUGGGUCUGGUCAGGCAGCUAAAGCUCUAGUGUACUAUGUUACAGACUACGUUACUAAAGGCUCUCUACCAUUGCAUUUAGGAUUACAGUCGCUUUGUUGGGCAAUCAGGCAGAAUGAAGCGAAAUAUUACCAGGAUAAAACAGUGGAUGCAGACCGCGUGCGACGCAGCCUGAUGGUGAAAGUUGUCAAUGCUAUGAUGGGCCGUCAAGAAAUAUCGCACCAGCAAGUCAUGAGCUAUCUCGUGGGCGGAGGUGAUAGUUAUAAAAGCCACACGUUUAAAACACUGUACUGGGGAGAGUUC
Molecule: messenger RNA, 378 nt
Organism: Stereum hirsutum FP-91666 SS1
Lineage: Eukaryota; Fungi; Basidiomycota; Agaricomycetes; Russulales; Stereaceae
Exons: 1
Source: RefSeq, a predicted model, not a curated record